Messenger RNA from Daldinia caldariorum, 1297 nucleotides. RefSeq lists its product as uncharacterized. The record is from RefSeq and is a predicted model, not a curated record. The transcript has 4 exons. The coding region runs from base 109 to 1272 and encodes 387 amino acids. Lineage: Eukaryota; Fungi; Ascomycota; Sordariomycetes; Xylariales; Hypoxylaceae.
UCCCGGCGAUGAUCUCUACUAAUUAAGCCGACUCUUCUCUUGGAUCUAUCUAGACUUAUCUGGAAAGGGCUGCGUAGGUGCUUCAAAUAUCAGUAAUGAUCAGUUACCAUGUCAGAGCCUACUCAAGCCCUUCCAAUGGCGACGAACCCUAAUCCUACGAGCUGGCUUCAAAACCUAGGCAUCGCCAUAGAAGUAGUAUUUCCGACGCUUACGCUAAUAGUCGUUUGCUUGAGGACGUAUAUCAGGCUCGACACGAAAUGUUUCGGAUGGGACGAUGGCCUUAUUAUUGCUGCCAUGGUCUUUGCUAUUGCCUUAGCAGUUGGCUCGAUUAAGGUUAUGAAAGAAUUAUACAUAGGAAUCCAUUACUAUGAUGUCCCGGCAUCCUUUGAUCCUACCGAGGGGUUGAUUUGGAUAUAUAUUAUCGGCGCCGUUUACCAACCGAUUUUAACGCUUGUUAAACAAUCUGUUCUCGUCUUUCUCCUUCGUCUUUCAGGCAUUAAGCCCGGCGUUCGAUACGUUGUCUGGGGCACCAUCCUCUUCAACACGCUUUUGAUGAUUGCGGUUCUCCUCACCGUCAUCUUCCAGUGUACCCCCAUCGAGUUGAACUGGCAUCCAUUAGUACCCGGAAGUUGCAUCCAACAGUUCACCUUCGGUGUAGCUGCUGCAUGUCUGACUAUUAUGACUGAUAUAGUUUCAGUCGUCCUUCCUUUUUACAUCUUUCUGAGCUUGAAGAUAAACAAAUAUAGGAAGAUGGCAUUGAUUGGGGUUUUCAUGCUCGGUGUAAUCGUCACCAUUGUCAGCAUUAUUCGUCUUUAUUUCCUUGCUCAAAACUUCCACGAUACAAGUCCGGACAAGAACUUCUCUCUCGGCUUCUGUGUCUCUUCUAUCGAGUGCAACUUGGCUAUUGCGACUGCAUCAGCACCCGCACUUUGGCCGCUUAUUCGUCGUUGGAUACCACGUCUCAAGUCAACCGGCGAUCAAUCUUAUUACGGCCCCCGUAAAUAUGGCGGCACCUCGCAUGCACAUUAUGUCAGGACAACCGAUGGAGCGGAUAGCAAUAAUAUCGGGUUAAAGGACCUGGACAGCCGGCGAACUCACACUGAAGUUCGGUGCACACGAGAUUCAGACGAAGAAAUUCUUACAGGGACAGGAAUCAUGCGCACUACACAAUUCAAUGUCUCAAAUGAGGAUGAAUAUUCACGAAACGGGAAAGGGGCUAAUUUUGACGAUCGCACAACACACUCAAAAGUAUCUAGCAGUGGUUCCAUAUGAGAGGUACCUAGAUAAUCAUAUAUAA